AAUAAUUCACGUUUAAUGGCACGCGUUCCUCAAACGGUGUCCUGUGCAGGUCUGAGCGACCACGAGAUCCUCUCGCAGUCCAUGAUCUUCAUCUUCGCCGGGUACGAGACCACCAGCAGCACUCUGUCCUUCUUCUUCUACAAUCUGGCAACCAACCCAGAGGCCAUGAAGAAACUGCAGGAGGAGAUCGACCAGACCUUCGCUGAUAAGGCUCCGGUGGACUAUGAAGCCGUCAUGAACAUGGAGUAUCUGGACGCGGCGCUGAACGAGUCUCUGCGGCUGUUCCCCGUCGCUGGUCGACUCGAGCGGGUCUGUAAGAAAACGGUGGAUAUCAACGGCCUCCUCAUCCCUAAAGACAUGGUGGUGAUGAUCCCGACAUACGCGCUCCACAGAGACCCG
Messenger RNA from Sinocyclocheilus rhinocerous, 399 nucleotides. RefSeq names its product cytochrome P450 3A40-like. The record is from RefSeq and is a predicted model, not a curated record. NCBI's taxonomy places the organism in Eukaryota, Metazoa, Chordata, Actinopteri, Cypriniformes, Cyprinidae. The annotation marks the transcript as partial. Gene Ontology annotation, molecular function: steroid hydroxylase activity; heme binding; iron ion binding. The transcript has 2 exons.